AUGCAUCGGCCAAGCGUGGCUCGUCGUUUGUCCAUGUCAGUGACAGUCAUUGACUAUCCAUGGACGAAAACAAAAGAAGACGUUGCAGCCUUCUAUAAUGUUGAAGAGAGUAAAGGUCUCUCUGAAGAACGAGUUAAACGUGAUCUUGAAAGAUAUGGACCUAAUGAACUCCCAGCCGAAGAAGGCAAACCACUAUGGAAACUUAUCUUAGAACAGUUCGACGAUCUUCUAGUCAAAAUUCUACUUGCUGCUGCUUGUAUUUCAUUUGUAUUAGCUUUAUUUGAAGAACAUAAAGAAGACGAUAAUCUGAUAACAGCUUUUGUAGAGCCACUUGUCAUUCUUCUUAUUCUUAUUGCCAAUGCAGCUGUUGGAGUUUGGCAAGAACGUAAUGCAGAAAGUGCUAUUGAAGCAUUAAAAGAAUAUGAACCUGAAAUAGCUAAAGUUGUACGACAAAAUCGACCAGGACAAAUUCAACAAAUCAAAGCUCGUGAUCUUGUACCUGGUGAUAUUGUUGAAGUAGCUGUUGGAGAUAAAGUACCAGCUGAUAUUCGUAUAACAACAAUUUAUUCAACAACACUUCGUGUUGAUCAAUCAUUAUUAACUGGUGAAAGUGUAUCAGUUAUUAAACAUACUGAUCCAGUAUCGGAUUCACGUGCUGUUAACCAAGAUAAAAAGAAUAUUUUAUUUUCUGGAACAAAUAUAGCAACAGGAAAAUGUCGAGGUGUUGUUAUUGGAACUGGUUUGAAUACAGAAAUAGGUAAAAUUCGAUCGGAAAUGGCUGAAGCAGAAGAAGAAAAAACACCAUUACAACAAAAAUUAGAUGAAUUUAGUGAACAAUUAUCAAAAGUUAUUUCAAUUAUUUGUGUGGCUGUAUGGGCUAUUAAUAUCGGUCAUUUCAAUGAUCCUGUUCAUGGUGGCUCAUGGCUUCGUGGUGCUAUUUAUUAUUUUAAGAUUGCAGUUGCUCUUGCUGUUGCUGCAAUUCCUGAGGGUUUGCCAGCUGUUAUCACAACUUGUCUUGCAUUAGGAACACGUCGAAUGGCAAAAAAGAAUGCUAUUGUUCGUUCACUACCAUCUGUUGAAACACUUGGUUGUACAUCAGUUAUUUGUUCGGAUAAAACAGGAACAUUAACAACCAAUCAAAUGUCUGUUUGCUGUAUAUUUAUAUUUAACAAAACCGCUAUAAAUGAUGUAAAAAUCGAACAAUUCGAAGUAACUGGUUCAACUUAUGAACCUAAAGGAGAUAUUCUUUUCGAUGGUAUGAAAUUUAACUGUUCGGAUCGUAGUGGUUUAGUUGAAUUAGCUGAAUGUGCAGCAUUAUGUAAUGAUUCAUCAUUAGAUUAUAAUGAAACAAAAAAAGCUUUUGAAAAAGUUGGUGAAGCAACUGAAACAGCAUUGACUGUUCUUGUUGAAAAAAUGAAUGUAUUCGAUACAGAUAAAUCUCAUCUAUCAUUACAUGAAUUAGCUAUGGCAUCAAAUACAAUUAUUCGACAAAAAUAUCGUAAAGAAUUUACAUUAGAAUUUUCACGUGAUCGAAAAUCAAUGUCAAGUUAUGUUACAACAGCAACAAAAAGUUCAAGUGGUAGUAAUGAAUCAGCAGCCAAAAUGUUUGUUAAAGGUGCACCUGAAUCUGUUAUUGAUCGAUGUACACAUAUUCGAUGUGGAACACAAAAAGUACCCAUGACACCACAAAUUAAACAAGAAAUAUUGCAUUUAGUUCAUCAGUAUGGUGCUGGUCGUGAUACAUUACGUUGUUUAGCAUUAGGUACUGUUGAUAAUCCACCACGAAAAGAAGAUAUGAAUUUAGAAGAUUCGAGAGAAUUUGUUAAGUAUGAAACUAAUAUAACAUUUGUUGGUGUUGUUGGUAUGCUUGAUCCACCACGUGCUGAAGUUCAUGAAGCCAUCAGCCGAUGUCGUAAUGCUGGUAUUCGUGUUAUUAUGAUAACUGGUGAUAAUAAAAAUACAGCUGAAGCUAUUUGUCGUCGUAUUGGUAUUUUUAAUGAAUUAGAAGAUACACAAGGUAAAGCAUUUAGUGGUCGUGAAUUUGAUGAUCUUUCACCAGAAGAACAAUCAGAAGCUUGUCGUCAAGCAAAAAUGUUUGCUCGUGUUGACCCAGCACAUAAAUCAAAGAUUGUUGAAUAUUUACAAUCACAUGGCGAAAUAACAGCAAUGACAGGUGAUGGUGUUAAUGAUGCACCUGCUUUGAAAAAAGCAGAAAUUGGUAUUGCAAUGGGUUCUGGCACAGCUGUUGCUAAAUCAGCAUCAGAAAUGGUUUUAGCUGAUGAUAAUUUUUCAACCAUUGUUGCUGCUGUUGAAGAAGGUCGAGCUAUUUAUAAUAAUAUGAAACAAUUUAUUCGUUAUUUGAUAUCAUCAAAUAUUGGCGAAGUAAAGAUAAUUAUCUAGACGAAAAGAAGAAAAAA
This is a messenger RNA of Rotaria sordida, 2417 nucleotides long. The record is from the annotation of a GenBank genome assembly. Lineage: Eukaryota; Metazoa; Rotifera; Eurotatoria; Philodinida; Philodinidae.